Messenger RNA from Guyanagaster necrorhizus, 930 nucleotides. RefSeq names its product replication protein A, subunit RPA32. Gene Ontology annotation, biological process: nucleotide-excision repair; DNA replication; double-strand break repair via homologous recombination. Bases 49 to 867 code for a protein of 272 amino acids. The transcript has 7 exons. Lineage: Eukaryota; Fungi; Basidiomycota; Agaricomycetes; Agaricales; Physalacriaceae. The record is from RefSeq and is a predicted model, not a curated record. Gene Ontology annotation, cellular component: site of double-strand break; nucleus; chromosome, telomeric region. Gene Ontology annotation, molecular function: single-stranded DNA binding.
GUCACGCUUCAUCAUACUCAUCUCUACACCUACACUCACAACACAAAAAUGAGCCAAGGAGGAUACUACGGUGGAGGCGGCGGUUACGUGCAAGGUGGCUCACCAUACAGCGCCGGAGGUAGCCCAGGAGGUGGUAAUCGAAGAACGGACGCGUCUCAGUCGAUUAGGCCGUUUACUAUCGCCCAACUCGGAAAAGCCACUCAAGCGCAUACUGAUGCAGAGUGGAUGCUGGACGAGAUGGUUAUUGGACACGUAACAACAGUAGGCCAAGUAAUUCGCAUCCAAAAGCAGGCGACCAACAGCGUUUACAACCUUCACGAUGGCACGGGACACAUUGAGGUGCGGCACUGGAAUGAGACGACGAAUGAAGAAGAUGACGCCAAAUGGGGUGGUAUACAGGAAAAUCAGAACGUCCGUGUUGUUGGUUCCUUGAAGACAUUUGGCAGCAAGCGCUACCUGAAUGCGACGCAAAUUCGAGUAUCUGAAGACCCUCAUGAGACAUUCUUCCAUAUCUUAGAAUGCGUUACCUGUACUUUGAUUGCCGACAGGGGACCACCCGUCAUCGGCCAGCAGCAAGUCAAGUCGGACGGACCAUCUGUUGCUGGUUCAAGUACGUUGGCGUAUCAGUCUCAUUCGGCGCAACCGGUAUCGAAUGACGAAUAUGCACAUUUACCGAAACUGCAGCGAGACAUUGUGCACUUCAUGCUUAAGCAGGAGAGCAACGAAGAAGGGGUCCACGUUGCAUCUAUCGCUCGGUCUAUCGGUGGUGGCGAUGCGCAAAUGAUCAGUGACGCCCUUGACCGCUUAAUGGACGACGGAGUCGUAUUCAGCACCAUUGAUGACUCUCAUUUUAGUGUGUCUCGCUAAGAUGCCUUGAUCUUGUAGUCGUACAAGCCAACGUAAACGGCCAACCCAUAUUUGUAUUCUAUC